This is a messenger RNA of Torulaspora globosa, 1107 nucleotides long. RefSeq names its product mannosylinositol phosphorylceramide synthase catalytic subunit CSH1 (gene CSH1). The transcript has a single exon. Gene Ontology annotation, biological process: mannosyl-inositol phosphorylceramide biosynthetic process. Bases 1 to 1107 code for a protein of 368 amino acids. NCBI's taxonomy places the organism in Eukaryota, Fungi, Ascomycota, Saccharomycetes, Saccharomycetales, Saccharomycetaceae. The record is from RefSeq and is a predicted model, not a curated record. Gene Ontology annotation, molecular function: mannosyltransferase activity.
AUGAGGAAAGAGUUGAAAUAUAUGAUUCUGGGGAAUCUGGCGAUUGUCUCAGUGAUAUUAUAUGUGACGUUUGAUUUAUUGACUUUAGCCAUAGACGAUACUUUCCAAGAUGCUCUGUUGGAGAGCGAUUUGAAUCCUGUCGCUGGGAGUGAGAAACCGCAGCUUAUCCCCAAGAUUAUCCACCAGACAUACAAGACGACCGAUAUACCGGAGGUCUGGAAGGAAGGCCAACAAAAAUGUAUCGACCUGCAUCCCGAUUACAAGUACAUACUUUGGACCGAUGAGAUGGCGUUGCAGUUUAUUCGAGAGGAGUAUCCGGAUUAUCUGGAGACUUUCCAGAACUACAAGUAUCCGAUCCAGAGGGCGGACGCUAUCAGAUAUUUUAUUCUUUCGCAUUUUGGCGGUGUCUACAUCGAUUUAGACGACGGAUGUGAAAGAAGACUGGAUCCGCUGUUGACGGUGCCGGCAUUUGCCAGAAAGACGUCGCCUACCGGUAUUUCGAACGAUGUGCUGGGCUCAGUGCCACAGCAUCCGUUCUUCUUGAAGCUCAGAGACUCCCUCCACAGGUAUGACAGAAACUGGCUGGUACCGUACAUUACGAUCAUGGCUUCGACGGGACCGCUGUUCGUCAGUAUGGUCUGGAAGCAGUACAAGAGAUGGGGGGUUCCGGAGAAUGGUGUCGUGAGGAUCUUGCAACCUGGGGACUACAAGAUGCACACUUACUCGUUUUUCUCGAUCUCGAGGGGCUCGUCGUGGCAUUUGGACGAUGCCAAGUUUGUCAAAUCGCUGGCAAAUCACAUCUUGGCAUGUGUUGUAGCCGGGUUUGUGUUUGCGUUCUUCGUGCUUUACUGCGAGUAUUGCUUCUACUGCUGGCUAUGUUCGAAGAGCGGCAACAACAAGGGCUUCGUCUCACGGUUUUACCGGAGAAUACUCGCGGCCGUGGGUCUGCAAUCACGAUCCGACAAUGCGAGCGUGAUCGUCAACGCCCGUAGCAGUAACGACGAUGUAAGGCUUAGAAGGUUGAGAAAGGAUUCCAACUUGCCACACAGCUUUGUCCUUUCGGAUCUGGAGAAGAAUCAUCCAACUUUCACCGAUAUGAGUACCUGA